Messenger RNA from Microcebus murinus (gray mouse lemur), 2678 nucleotides. RefSeq names its product solute carrier organic anion transporter family member 6A1 (gene SLCO6A1). Gene Ontology annotation, molecular function: protein binding. Gene Ontology annotation, biological process: sodium-independent organic anion transport; transmembrane transport. Gene Ontology annotation, cellular component: basolateral plasma membrane. The record is from RefSeq and is a predicted model, not a curated record. NCBI's taxonomy places the organism in Eukaryota, Metazoa, Chordata, Mammalia, Primates, Cheirogaleidae.
UUCUUCCGGGGCAACUGUCAACCCCCUGUGGGGACGUUUGCCUCCUGCCCAGGAAGAAACGUUCUCUGGAGGUUUGGGCUCACAGGAGCCACUGUGGCCCCCCAGAGUUCUCCGGCGCCCAGAGGGGUUUUGGGGUGGCCCAGGCAGGGCUGGCCGUGGAGGGCCUGGGAACACACCCGGGCCGUAGCCCGGGGCCGCCCGGGGUGAGCCAUGCCCCUAGUCGCAGAAGGGCGCCCUGGGCCUGUGCAGGAAAACACAGCGAAACUGGAGUCCGGGCCUGCCUCCUCGCAGCCUGCUGAGGACGCCAAGAAAGACAAGGCCCAGGAGAAGGCCGAGAUGGAUGAGAUGGACGAGGAGUUGGCUCUGUAUCUGGCAAACUUACCAAAGGCCCUGAGAAAGUUAGGCGGUUUUCACCAAAGCCAAAAAGCCUUGCUCAAGAGGGCAGGGAAAAUGGAAGACGGUUUGGAGGAGCCCUGUGGGAUAGGCUUAGUGGUGAUCCCCUGCUUUCAGAUGUUUAAUAACAUUCGCUGCUUUAUGGUUUUCUACUGCAUCCUGCUCCUGUCUCAAGGUGUUGCGUUUGGUCUUGUAGACCUGAGCAUUACCAAUUUCCAAAAGGACUAUAAUCUGAAACCCAUUGAAAAUUUUGCAUUGGCAUUCAGUUAUGAUGUUUCGUCUGGCCUGGUAGCAAUAUUUAUAGCAUACUAUGGAGAACGGGAUAGCAAAAUAAAGUGGAUUGUAGUUUCCUCCUUUUUAUUAGGAUUUGGAUCACUUUUAUUUGCUCUUCCAUUCAUUAAUAGCAGAUAUAAUCAACAGAGGGCAGAAAUUGAAGAUAUUUGCGAAGCAACGAAGGUUAUCGACACUUGCCAGGAAAACAUGCUAUCUUUCAAAUUGAAAUACUUAGUUUACUUCAUUAUUGGGCAGACUGUGCAAGGAAUAGCAGGAAUGCCUCUUUAUACUCUUGGAAUAACCCUUCUGGAUGACAGCGUUAAGACACACUCACUUGGUAUCUAUUUAGGUAUUGCAGAUGCUUCAUCAACGCUUGGAUAUGCUUUAGGUUAUGUGUUAGGAGCACCACUAGUUCAGACCUCCAAGAAAAUGAUUUCUAAGAUAAGCAUUGGAAUUGUUACUCAACGACAGAUAUGGUCUUGGUGGAGUAAUUUUCUUUUUGCCGCUCUUCUUGCAUGGUCUACAUUAAUACCAUUGUUAUGCUUUCCAAACAGUAUAUCAGGUACAGAAGAGAUAAAGGCUGAGAAACAGAAACAACCUCAAUUCCUUUACAGCACACUUAAAGAUACAGAACACAAAACUGUCCUGAGUUUGCCUUCUGCUCUUUGGAAUGUGAUGAAGAAUCCAGUAUUUUGGGGCCUAGCUCUGUCUAAAGCUACAGAAAGUUUAGUUAUGAUUGGAGCUUCUGAAUUUUUGCCUAUAUAUAUAGAAAAUCAGUUCAUAUUAUUAUCCCGUUCCGCAACUAUAAUUUCAGGACUUAUUUUACUUCCAGGAAGUGCACUCGGCAAGCUUCUGGGAGGUGUCAUUAUUUCCAAAUUAAAAAUGUCUUAUAGAGCCUUUAUGAUAUUUAUAAUAGUUACGUCUGUUGUAUCAAUUGCACUGCUUGGGCUUAUACUUUUUAUACACUGUGAUCCAGGGAAGUUUGCUGGGAUCACUGAAGACUAUGCUGGAACAGGCAUGUUGGGAAAGCUCACAUCUCCUUGCAAUGAAAAAUGUAGAUGUUCAACUUCAGUUUAUAGUUCUGUAUGUGGAAGAAAUUAUAUUGAAUAUUUUUCUCCCUGCUUUGCAGGCUGUACACAUUCUAAAAUAGUAAACGAACUAAAGAUGUACUACAAUUGUUCUUGCAUUAAAGAAGGAUUAAUGAUCUCAGAGGGAGAAGGUGUACUUAUUGAUGCCUUACCUGGGAGAUGUGAUGCAAAAUGCUAUAAAUUACCUUUGUUAGUUGCUUUUUUCUUGUCUAUAAUUAUAUUUUCUGGCUUUUCUGAUGUACCACUCACCAUGGUCAUCAUUCGGACUUUACCUGACAAACUGCGUUCUGUGGCCUUGGGUAUGAGCUAUGUGACUAUAAGAAUAUUUGGGACUAUUCCUGGACCACUACUUUUUAAAUCGUCAGGAGAAGAUGCUUGUAGUUUUCGGGAUAUGGAUAAAUGUGGACGCACAGGACGUUGCUGGAUCCAUGACAAAACAAAAAUAGCCCACCUAUUGGUAGGAAUAUGUUCUUUUUGCAAAGUAUUGACUGUCAUCUUUACUACUAUCUCAUUUAUCAUAUACAAUCGGUUUUUAAAGAAAGACUCCCACACGUUACCUAUGUCUAUGAAGAAAAUGAAAGCAAAAAGCAAAAACAAAGAAAAGAUGUGAUUUAUUGCUGGAUCAUCAUUGUACGGCAAUGUGAAGGAGGGAUUAUUUAUAUCUUGCUACACAUUUUUCUUCCUCAACUUCAACAUGCAUUUUGAAAAUCUAUAAGCUCAUCUUCAUGUGAAACUACUUGAUUGCUUGACUCUUCUCUGAACCAGCAGGUCUGCCAAACAUUUGAGGAUCAGAGUGCGAAAACAAAGGUCUUCUCUUUUAAAGAUUCUACGAGAUUUAUUGCAGGGCUGAACUUUCAGAAGAGAAAAAUGAAGUUUAUAUAAGCAGCAAAAAUGUAUUUAUGAUUAUCUACAUUUUCAUAAUAA